Molecule: messenger RNA, 1380 nt
Organism: Tachysurus fulvidraco (yellow catfish)
Lineage: Eukaryota; Metazoa; Chordata; Actinopteri; Siluriformes; Bagridae
Gene: ubfd1
Product: ubiquitin family domain containing 1
Exons: 7
Coding region: 237-1076 (279 amino acids)
Molecular function (GO): cadherin binding; RNA binding
Source: RefSeq, a predicted model, not a curated record
UAAUCAUUUAGCAUCAGCAUCUUUGUCGCUUUGAAUAAGAACGCUUGUGUAUAAUUAGUCAAAAAAAGUAUAUUUUGAACACAUCAUGAUGUAAACGAUCAGUUGUUUUAGUGUUACAGAAGACCUCAUAACAUGACAAGUGCAUUAAGUGCUGGUUUGUAGCAGUGUUUUCUAAAUAAACACUAAUCAUCAUAAUGAUCAGUUUUUAAUGUCUAAAAGGAAGUGAGGGAGUGGAAAUGGAAACCGAAGUCAGCCUCCAAGCAUCAGAAGUCUCGUCUGACGAAGGCUGUAAAGGAGACGCAGCAGGGGUCGAACAAGCCGUCACCGAUGGAGAAAACACCUCCUCGUCUCAGGUCUCCGCUGUCAGUAACGGAGACGAAAGCGAUGAGGGGAAGGAGAUGGUGGAACUGAAAAUUAUUUGGAACAAAAACAAAUAUGAUCUUAAAAUACCUUUAGAUGGAACUGGAGCUAAGCUGAAAGAGAGAAUUCACACACUUACUGGUCUUCCACCCGCUAUGCAGAAGGUGAUGUACAAAGGACUGCUGCCAGAGGACAAAACACUUCGUGAAAUUAAAGUAACAAACGGUGCGAAAAUAAUGGUGGUUGGGUCUACAAUAAAUGAUGUACUAGCUGUAAAUACACCGAAGGAAGUAAUUCAACAAGAAGUCAAAGCUGAGGAAAACAAAAAAGAGCCUUUGUGCAGACAAAAGCAACAUAGGAAAGUGUUGGACAAAGGAAAACCUGAGGAUGUUAUGCCGUCAGUAAAAGGAGCAAAGGAGCGUUUACCAACAGUGCCUUUAUCUGGAAUGUACAACAAAUCUGGCGGAAAAGUACGGCUCACUUUCAAACUGGAACAGGAUCAGCUGUGGAUCGGAACAAAGGAAAGAACAGAAAAAAUCCCGAUGGGGUCCAUCAAAAAUGUUGUGACUGAGCCAAUUGAAGGUCACGAGGACUACCAUAUGAUGGCAUUUCAACUGGGUCCGACGGAAGCCUCUCAAUACUGGGUUUACUGGGUGCCUGCACAGUAUGUUGAUGCAAUCAAAGACACAGUCCUUGGAAAGUGGCAGUAUUUUUAAUGUGCCUCCUCAAUUGACACUGAGGAAUUGGGAUCUAGAGCAAAACAUCAAGCUUAACUGGACCCUGUGUAAUGAAUUUGAGGAACGUUUCGAAUUUUUUUUUUUUUUCAGCCAUAUAAAAACUGAAGGAAUUCCAGCGGACAAUUAUUUUUUUUUUCUUCUUGGGUUUUAAGUGCACUAAAUGGCAUAAUCCCUUUUUUCAACCCGUCUCACCUAUUUUUAAGCAACUCCGAGGAUAAACAAAGAAUUGUACAGAACUUACAAAUACAUGUGAAAGAAAUAAAAUAUUAUUUAAGGAAAAUGA